This is a messenger RNA of Drosophila takahashii, 1632 nucleotides long. RefSeq lists its product as uncharacterized. Lineage: Eukaryota; Metazoa; Arthropoda; Insecta; Diptera; Drosophilidae. The record is from RefSeq and is a predicted model, not a curated record.
ACUCCAUUCCAUUCCUUUACUCUACACAUCACACAACAAAUAAAUUCUUGAAAAUAUUCCCCAUAUAGAAAACACAUAUAACUUUCGAUACCUGAAAUAUCUACACGAAAUUUGCUGCAAAUGGCCAAUGAGACAGAACAGCUAAUGUUCCAAUUGGAACUGGAAAAUAUUGAAGGUGCCGAUUUUCAGUCGGGUUAUAGCCUGAAUGGCAAACCCAUUCUGCCUCCCAUGAUGACUGACUGGAAAAGACUGGAAAUGAUGCGUCUUCGUUUGUGCGCUUUGACCAAGGAAGUCAUCUUGAAAAGAAAUCAAUUAAAUAGUACUGAAAAGCAAGAUGCCUCCACCAAUACCAAAAAACUUGAGGUAAUCCAACCUUUAAUGGUAAUGGGUCGCUUUCGACAAAAACUAGAGCGAUCAGAGACCAUGAUCUAUGAUUACACGGCCAAUAUGGUAAUGCAGAUUGAAACCGGCUUAAGUUUGCCCAUUCUGAUGACCUCUCAACUGGUAAUGGAGAAUUCUGAAAAACCUAAACCUCAACGAGCUGUGAUGAAGGUUAACGCCGUUCAAAUGGGAGCCUCGGAAAUUGGUUGGGCAGUCAAAUGGGAUCCAUUAAAGUCGCAAAAUAACCAACCAAAGGAGGGGGAAGAAAACCUGAAGCGUUGCAAGACCAGUCCAGAUCUCUUAAAACUGCCUAAUACACUUUGGCGAAGAGCUCCCAUUGAGGUUCCCAUACCGCAGCUUCCUUCAGCCAUCAAAAGUGAUCCACAGAUUGCUAAAUCUUCGAUUGGUAAAAUGCAGAGUCGUAUACCCAAGCUGAUUCCACUACCUCCAACUGAUUCCCCUCAACUCGUCAAAAUCCAGACUGCCAGAAUAACCACAAAACGUGGCAAUCAAUCUAGGAAAAGCGAAGUUCCAUCUACCAAACCUACAAAGCCUACGACUAGAACCGCCCACUUAAGUGCCCCGAAAAGCAUCAUAACUCCAGUGCCGCUUCAUAAGAGACCCGGAUAUGUGGGAAGCGAGCUGGAGAUCCAGCAGAACCUGUUCAAGAACCUGGUCCUUAAACAGGCCGAGGAGAAUCAGCGCCUGCAGGCCAAAAUGCAACAGCAGCACCAGGGACUCAUCACCACGAUGAUCAAUGAACUCAACCACGCCAUCGAGAUCUCCGAUCCCAUUUAUCCUGUAGAGAGGAUUCGGGAGUUGGACCAUAGCCCAACCUCCAGUGAUCCCAGUCAGAACUAAGAACCAAAAUCGGAGAUCUCCGUUGGUUUUUCGCCAGAUACAAUAUCAAAAUUUUGAACGUUCAGCCGGGAACGAAACUGAGGAGAAUCUAUUAUAGAAGAAAAACAGAAACAGACGGGGAGAACAUAUGUAGUAUCAUCCAGGGAGAAUUUUCAACUUUCACCGCACUUUAAUUGAAAUUGAAAAUUCUUGACUGAGAAAGCAAAAGGAAUUCUUCAGUUCGCUCAGGAAAUGUAUGUAGUUAUUCGUUGGGGUGCGACUAAUUCGUCGGUAUAGCAGAAAUCUGUAUAUAUUUCAUGUGGACUAUUGUCAAUCGGAUUCCACAAGGUCCCCCCUUUUCACCCCAUAGAGGUCUUAUAUUUUUAAUAAGAUUUUUUUAAGAAAUGUAAA